AUGUCGAAUCCCAACGCCCUCCUCCUUCUCGCCGACCACAUCAAGCUGUCACUUCUCGAAAGACAACGGGCCAAGACAUUAAAGCUGUCGAGUGACACUCAAGAUGGUCACAUCUCCCGAUCACUCGACCAGUUCCGCGAGGGUCUUGAAUCUCUCCGAGCCGAGCAUCAGCGUCUCCAAGAAGCCGGCGACGAAGCAAAGGCCUCCACGCUGAAUGAUACCCUGUCUUCGCUCCAAAAGCAAUUCGACGACCUGACCUCCCAAUUCCACGGCUACGCUUCGCCUGCUACCACCUCAACACUCACCCAACCCAAUGACCCUUCUCUCGCCGAAGACUUUGCCCAUGCCCAAUCCUCGAAACCCGUAGCCACGUCCACGACGACUCCCCCGCCCAUAGAGCGUCGUGCCUCCAAGACCGUCCGUUUCUCGUCACCCAACAGUGACCUCGAAGCCCAAGCCCCUGCCGCCAACAAGUCUGCUCGCUCCCAGCUACUUCCAUACCGCGAUGACCCCGUCUUGGGCGACGACUCAGCCGGCUACCGCGACACCAUCGAUGGGCAAGACAUGGACAACACUCAGGUACACGCCUAUCAUCAGCGGAUUCUGGAAGAGCAGGACGCCCAGCUUGACGCUCUAGGAGCUAGCAUCUCACGGCAGCGCGAGCUGAGUAUGCAAAUUGGCGAUGAGUUGGACAGUCAAGUUAUGAUGCUGGAUGAGAGCGAACGAGCGGUGGAUAGGCAUCAAAGUGCGUUGGAUCGGGCCAGGGAUCGGGUCGGGCGCUUUGCGAGGGCAGCAAACAACAGCGGGGAGGGAAAGCAGAUGGGCAUCAUCCUGGCAUUGAUCAUCAUUUUGGUGCUUCUGAUCGUUAUACUCAAGUGA
Messenger RNA from Neurospora tetraspora, 879 nucleotides. RefSeq lists its product as uncharacterized. Gene Ontology annotation, biological process: vesicle fusion; intracellular protein transport. Bases 1 to 879 code for a protein of 292 amino acids. Gene Ontology annotation, cellular component: endomembrane system; membrane; SNARE complex. The record is from RefSeq and is a predicted model, not a curated record. Gene Ontology annotation, molecular function: SNAP receptor activity; SNARE binding. Lineage: Eukaryota; Fungi; Ascomycota; Sordariomycetes; Sordariales; Sordariaceae. The transcript has 2 exons.